AUGCAUUUUGCAAUGCCUCCUCGAAAGACCUCUCAACCUCCUCCCUAUGCCAGAGCGUCUCGGUCGUCGCCGAUACGGCGGAAACAGCUCCAAUUCGUCGCACUCAUAGGAUGUACCCUACUCUUACUCGUCUACUUUGCUAUACGUUUGUUUGGCUCAUCGGCAGAAAAAGCUCCUCCAGGCACACCUGAAGUGGUGGUGGUGACCCUGCUCGAUGAGGCGACCAUGAGCGAUGAAUACCGGGCACGGAUUAUGGAGAACAGAAAAUAUUACGCCGACAAGAAUGGAUACGCUACCUUCUUCCCAGAUGUCGCAGACUACGACUAUGGCAAUUCCCCUAGAAGCUGGGCUAUGGUGCCUGCUCUACGGCAUGCCAUGACCAAGUACCCACAUUCAACCUACUUCUUCAAUUUGUCGCCACAUAGCCUAAUAAUGAACCCGAAGAUCUCCCUCACCUCCCACGUCAUGGAUAAAAAGCGCCUUGAGUCGAUAAUGCUUAGGGAUAAGCCUGUGGUGCCACCGGACAGUGUCAUCAGGACCUUUACACACCUUAAGGGCGACAAGGUCGAUCUGGUACUCACACAAGAUGCCGAGGGUCUAUGUCAAGGUAGCUUUAUUCUACGGCGAGGUGAAUGGGCGAAAUUCUUCCUGGACACGUGGUUUGACCCUUUGUAUCGCAGCUACAACUUUCAAAAGGCCGAAGCCCACGCAUUGGAACAUGUGGUCCAAUGGCACCCGACUAUCCUGACAAAGUUGGCACUCGUCCCUCAGACUCUCAUCAACUCCUACGGCGUCGACAUCGCCAGCCGUGGCGGCAAAGAAGUGUUGUACAAGGAGGGCGAAUUUGUCGUCAGACUCGUCGGUUGUGAGUUGGACGCGACCCGGUACUGCGAGAAGGAAUUCGACAUGUACUACCAGCAAUGGAAAAGCUACCUCAACAAGGGCACCAUAUGA
Messenger RNA from Letharia columbiana, 954 nucleotides. RefSeq lists its product as uncharacterized. Gene Ontology annotation, biological process: protein N-linked glycosylation. Gene Ontology annotation, cellular component: Golgi membrane; mannan polymerase complex. Gene Ontology annotation, molecular function: alpha-1,6-mannosyltransferase activity. The transcript is spliced from 3 exons. The record is from RefSeq and is a predicted model, not a curated record. Lineage: Eukaryota; Fungi; Ascomycota; Lecanoromycetes; Lecanorales; Parmeliaceae. The coding region runs from base 1 to 954 and encodes 317 amino acids.